This is a messenger RNA of Phytophthora sojae, 477 nucleotides long. RefSeq lists its product as hypothetical. Bases 1 to 477 code for a protein of 158 amino acids. The transcript has 2 exons. NCBI's taxonomy places the organism in Eukaryota, Oomycota, Peronosporomycetes, Peronosporales, Peronosporaceae. The record is from RefSeq and is a predicted model, not a curated record.
AUGUCGGAGGAACGCGAGUUCUCCAAGCCUGUGACCCCGGACGAGGAGGUGGUGAGGAGGAACAUCUGCGUGACGUUCGCCGUCCCCGUGGAGGUCGAGCCGCCCGAAGAGGAGAACGGUUCCGACCUGCCCUCGCGAUGGCGUGCGCUGGUGAGAACUGUGGUCUAUCAGAUGGUCCUCGAGGUCGAGGCUCGUGGCGAACCCCGCUGCAGCUCGUGUCGGAAGCCGGCGACUGACUUGCCAACCGGCGAAUACCGACCCGUAGAACCAGUAUUACUACCCGAAGUUGAUCGCGAGCCCCGUGCCCGCGAACUAGUCGUCGCUACCGCUGGCGUGCUCGACAACAGCGUGAUGGCCGCCGUGACGGCUCAGAUACUCGACCGGUACGAGACUGAGGCACCCGUGAUGCGCGCCAAGCGUACCGAGAGCCAGCAGUUGUGCGAGUGUUACCGUGCUGCCAGCGACGUUCUCUCUUGA